UUUUUGUCUUUUUUUUUCUUUAAUAAAAUUCCUUUUUAGUUUUAUAGAGUUAGUAAUUUUCUAGAAUUAGCAUAUAUUUUAGUUUUAGGAGUAAAUUUAAAGUUUUAUAAAAAUUGUUGAUAAAAUCGUGCUUUUAAAUAUUUAAUUGUGUCUAGAAAUAAAAUGUAUCCUUUUCUUUAAAAAAACAAGAAUAAAAAUAUGGAGCUAGUUUGUGUUUUUCCUAGACAGGUCUCUUGCUUUGUGAUUUUAGACGUUAACCCUGUUUCAAUCUUUGAAUUUUGCAGAAAUACCCCUCGUCAAAGGAGCUGUCCUUGCAAAUCAGGGCUUUGAUCCAUCACAUUUUGCCUUUCUUUAUUACAAUGGUGCAGGAGUUUUAACAAGAAACAAAAAAUAUACAUAGCUUGCUCAUAAGAUUCUUCAUACAUUUUACUUCCAAUUCAGCCGAUUUUCAUUCUCAGGUUGACCAUUACAACUCUCACGUAUAUUUCAUCCUUAACUUGUCACCAAUUAAACUGAAGGGAUGGUGCAUCCAUUCACGUCCUAAUGGAAUUUGAUGAGACGAUAAUGAGUCAUAUCAUACUCAAGUGUCAGAGAAAAAAAAGUAACGAAGUUUUAUUUCGAAUUCGUGUAGAAUUUUUUCAGCUGAAUGAAUUCCGUGCAAAAGUUCCAGAAAGUAAAAUAAAGGAGAAAAUUGGCGGAAUACUGCUCUGCUGGAACUGCAAAUUGAGAUAAAUCAUAAAUCGAUUCUACAUAUGAAAAGAGUAAUUAGACCGGUACUCAAUGUCAACCUCAGGAGGUUAAGAGGUUACAUCAUUGUUGGUACCAUUCUCCAUGUGAAAACUUCAUUGAUCCUCCCUUAUCCUCCUCACCAGGCAGCACACACAUGUGAAUAUCUGUUAUUGUACACUUCAAGCUCUACCCAGCUACAUCCAGCGACUUUCUUCACUCCAGUACUCUUCACAACCUUAUUAGCAUCAUCCCAUCACUCAGAACUGGCAUACAUGUUAGAUAGCAAAGGAAGAGUAUCAACACCAGCACUUUUCCCCUUGAGAUGUCCCGUUAUCCAUUCAGACAUCUUUUCAUUACCCUGAAUUUUACAUGUCUGAAGAAGAGCCCCAGACACGCCAUUCAGCUUCAAUAGGUAUGCUUGUAAGGAAAGCCUCAGCUUCCACAAACACACUACCACGGUCAAACAUAUCCACCACGCAACCAGAAUGCCUCAUCCGUGGCACAAUGCCAUAAAAGUUCCUUAUUGUUUUGAAAAACAUAACCCUUUAUUCACCAACCCGCAUGGCUGCAUGCAGAUAGCACCCAAACAAAAGUAACAUCAUCAGGCUCAACCCCUUCAAUCAACAUGCAUGAAAAUAGCUCCAAUGUUCUUUUCCCAUAACUGUUCAUGGCAAGGCUACAGAUUACAAUGCCCCAGGAGAUAACAUCCUUGUUCAUAAUCAUGUCAAAAUUCUAAACCCCACUUGCAAUGUCUCCACGCUUCACAUACAUGUUUAGCAAAGCAUUCCUGAUAGUUCCAUCUACCACAAGGUCGUGUCGUCAGUCAAUAUAUGAAUGCACUCACCGCCCCAAACCCAAUGCCGCAACAGGAGCACACGCCAUUGUUGCCUCCUUAGGCUCUGUUUCUGCACUAUUCGUUUUAACACAUCAAAAGCCUCGUCGCAGCGUAACCCAUCAACAAAGUGGUCCAAGAAAUCAUGUCCCUCAUAGACAUUUUAUCAAACAGGCUCUUGGCAUAUUUCAAAGACCCAUUCUUUGCAUACAGGUCCGACACCGUGUUGUCAAAAACAACAUUGGCGCUGGCAAUCAACCUCACGCCGUAAGCGUCAACGGACUUGCCGAGUCUCAGAGCCCUGAGAGAUGAACAAGCGCACAACGCGCCCACGAGGGUGACUGCAUUGGGUUUGUCAAUUUUGGGCAUCGAGUUAAUUUUGGAAAAAUAGUGAAGAGCUUAGGCCUCGAAGCCCGAUUGCGCGACGCCCGAUUAGUGAGCUCCGUGAAACGACAUCGGGUGAGGAAAUUUAUCAGAAGAGGUUUGAGGCGGAGACAACACCUUAGUUGGCGAGGUAGAAGAGGGAGGAGGAGAGAAUUCUGGAUGAAGAUGUCGAGGGAGUGACCCGAAUUGAGGAGACACGCGUGGAUUUCGAGUGCUUUGGAGCGAGAGUGGUGGGAGGAGCAGGCCUUGAGGGCGUUGGUGAAGGCGUAGUGGUUCUGGGAGAAACCGUGUAAGGCAUUUGGUUGUGGAGGUGAAAGAAUGCAUUUUUAGAAUUCGUGAGGAGUGAUAUUAAAGGGUUCAACAAUUGGGGUUUAGGGUUUGUGACGAGUUGUUGUUGAGCGCGAAUUGCUAUUUGAUUCAGAUUCUGAGCCGGCAUAGGUUGUGAACACGGGUUGACCCGGUUACUGUUGCAAUAUUAUCCAAUUCGGCUACGGGCAUAUAUUAUUUAAUAUAUAACAUAACCUAGGUAACUAGUGAAUGUGCUGUAUGGUUGGAGAGGUGAUCGCUGGAUCGUUCAAGUUAAAAGGUGCAUGGUUUUCUUUUCAUAUUAGGAUUGUGAAAUUCUGAGUCCAUGGACUUGUUUUGCGUAAUCUGUGGCAGGGCAAGUGAACGAUAGAGUAUGGGGAGAGCUUCAAGGGAUAAGAGGGAUAUCUAUUAUCGGAAAGCAAAAGAGGAAGGUUGGCGUGCUCGAAGUGCCUUUAAACUCCUUCAGAUAGAUGAGGAAUUCAACAUUUUUGAAGGAGUAAAGCGUGUUGUAGAUUUGUGUGCUGCCCCGGGUAGCUGGAGUCAGGUUUUGAGUCGUAAAUUGUAUCUCCCAGCCAAGCUUGCGCCUGAUUCAAACGGUGAAAAUCUUCCUCUUAUUGUUGCUAUUGAUUUGCAACCAAUGGCUCCAAUUGAAGGCGUCAUUCAGGUGCAGGGAGAUAUAACUAAUGCUCGAACAGCUGAAGUGGUCAUUAGACAUUUCGAUGGCUGCAAGGCUGACCUGGUUGUCUGUGAUGGUGCUCCUGAUGUUACUGGGCUUCAUGACAUGGAUGAGUUCGUACAAUCCCAACUCAUACUUGCAGGGUUGACAAUUGUUACUCAUGUACUUAAGGAAGGAGGAAAGUUUAUUGCAAAGAUAUUUAGAGGAAAGGACACGAGCCUUCUGUAUUGUCAGCUAAAGUUAUUCUUUCCUGUAGUGACAUUUGCAAAACCAAAAAGCAGCCGCAAUUCUAGCAUUGAGGCAUUUGCAGUCUGUGAAAACUAUUCCCCUCCUGAAGGAUUCAAUCCAAAAGAUCUGCAUCGCCUUCUUGAGAAGGUUGGAAGUCCCUCGGGGGUAGAUGAUACGGAUUGUUGUAGUGGAUGGUUGGAAGGCCCUAAUAAGGUGUAUAUCCCAUUUCUAGCUUGUGGCGACCUCAGAGGUUAUGAUUCUGAUCGCUCAUAUCCAUUACCUAAAGUUGAUGGGGGGACAUAUCAGAGCUUGGAUCCUGUACAACCCCCAAUUGCUCCACCUUACAAGAGAGCUCUGGAGCUAAAAAAGGCCUCCAAUCAAGGAAUUCGAGAACCUGAAAACCUCUCGUUGGAUUCUUGAUCGUGCUACACUGAUUAUUCAUAAUGUCAUUUGGAACUGUGUUUUUCGAUUAUAAAUUAUUAACGUACGUGUGAACUUUAGCCCUUUUUUUCUCUUGUACCAUCAUUGCAUGCCUGACUAGUCUUUUGUUGUAACAAUUUUGAAAUGAAUACAGAUAAUUCUAAGUAAAAA
This is a messenger RNA of Vigna angularis (adzuki bean), 3746 nucleotides long. RefSeq lists its product as uncharacterized. Gene Ontology annotation, molecular function: tRNA methyltransferase activity. The transcript has 12 exons. Gene Ontology annotation, cellular component: cytoplasm. Gene Ontology annotation, biological process: tRNA methylation; cytoplasmic translation. The coding region runs from base 2625 to 3575 and encodes 316 amino acids. Lineage: Eukaryota; Viridiplantae; Streptophyta; Magnoliopsida; Fabales; Fabaceae. The record is from RefSeq and is a predicted model, not a curated record.